CGCCGCUCCGCCGCCACAACGCACGUAGCCUCCGCGACGCACGGUCCCCAGUGUCGCGAGCGCGCGAGUUCAUGUGAGCGACCGACAGUUCUCUCGUUAAGUCCGGUGACCAAGGAUCGGCAAGCUGUACGCGCCGCAGGAAGACGACAUGCUGACGAUGGAGACGGACCUGAAGGGCGGCAGCCUGCACGGCGCGGCGCCGCACCACGCGCUGCAGCACGGCUACGGCUCGCUGUCGGCGCUGGGCGGCAUGAUGCUACCGCAGCAGCAGCCGCUGCACCAGCCGCACCAGCACCUGCACCAGCACCAGCAGCACCCGCACGCCGCGCACGCGCCGCAUGCACCUCACGCCACGCACGCAACACACGCCACGCACGCGCCGCCCAACAACAACAACAACACCACCAGCAAGAACUCCAACACGGACCGCGUGAAGCGCCCCAUGAACGCCUUCAUGGUGUGGUCGCGCGGCCAGCGCCGGAAGAUGGCGUCCGACAACCCCAAGAUGCACAACUCCGAGAUCUCCAAGCGCCUCGGCGCGCAGUGGAAGGACCUGUCCGAGUCGGAGAAGCGCCCCUUCAUCGACGAGGCGAAGCGCCUGCGCGCCGUGCACAUGAAGGAGCACCCCGACUACAAGUACCGGCCGCGCAGGAAGACGAAGACGCUGGCCAAGAAGCAGGACAAGUACCCGCUGGGCGGCGGCGCGCUGCUGGGCGGCGGCGGCGGCGAGGCGCGCGCGCCCAGCCAGCAGCGCGACGUGUACCAGGUGGCGCCCAACGGCUACAUGCCCAACGGGUACAUGAUGCACGACGCGGCCGCCUACCAGCAGCAGUACUACCCGCGCUACGACGUGGCGCAGAUGCAGCAGGGCUACGGCGGCGGCUACUACGGCGGCGGCCAGGGCUCGCCCUACGUGCCGCAGCCGCCCUCGCCCUCGGGCUACGGGCUGGGCCCCGGCUCGCCCGGCGGCUACGCGCUGCCGCCGUCCUGCGCGUCGCACUCGCCGUCGGGCUCGUCCGCCAAGUCGGAGCCCGUGUCGCCCGGCCCGCCCGGCCCGCCCGGCCUCAAGCGCGAGUACGACGGCUCGCUGAAGCGCGAGUACGAGCAGCAGCUGGGCAUGAAGCGCGAGUACGCGCAGCCGGACCUGUCGCACAUCAUCAACAUGUACCACGUGCCGGACGAGCAGCGCUACGCGCCCGCCGAGCGCAUGCCGCUCAUCUGAGACUCGCCCUUCGCGUGCGACAUCGACAUCCCGCCGCUCUGAGGCGCCGCCGACCGCUCGCCGCGAUACAGACACUACAGUGACUUUGUUGAUGAUCAGUUCUUGCGUUAGGACAGUGACCGUUAUCUCCUUGGCGUACAUACUUCUAGGUAUGUUCCUUUAUUUGUUUUGUAUCGUACGUAAGUGUUGCGAGGGGCCCGCGCUGUUAGUGUUGCGACCGCUCCUCCGACGGUUCAUUCAUGUUGUUGGAUACCUGUAUCAUAUUAUCGAUUAUUGUAUUUUUUCAUGGUUUAAGUUAAAAUAUUUUAAGUUGCGAGAAGACGACGAAUGACUGGAGAUGAGUGCCUUCGCGCGAGAGAUGAUGAGUGUGUGUGGUAAUUUGGAUACCAAAAAAUUCGAACAAUCUGUAAAUAUAGUGAUAGGAUUCUAGAGUUGCAAGUUGAAGUUAGUGGAUAAAGUAGGGUAGAUAGAGAUAAGCCGUGCCACGACACACUCCACAACACACGUCGUGCAUUGUACAAAAUAUUUGUUAUAUUGAAACGAAAGUUAUAAAGACUCGAAAGACUUAAAAUAUUGUAAUACGAAAAUGUACAGUGAGUGUUAUUAUAGUCAGUGGACACAAAAAUAUAUUGAAGAAAGAAAUGAAGUUAUCAAUAAACGACGCGUUAAAAUUA
This is a messenger RNA of Plutella xylostella (diamondback moth), 1896 nucleotides long. RefSeq names its product SRY-box transcription factor soxNeuro (gene SoxN). The record is from RefSeq and is a predicted model, not a curated record. Lineage: Eukaryota; Metazoa; Arthropoda; Insecta; Lepidoptera; Plutellidae. Gene Ontology annotation, cellular component: nucleus. Gene Ontology annotation, molecular function: DNA-binding transcription activator activity, RNA polymerase II-specific; RNA polymerase II cis-regulatory region sequence-specific DNA binding. Gene Ontology annotation, biological process: neuron differentiation; positive regulation of transcription by RNA polymerase II; brain development.